Messenger RNA from Selaginella moellendorffii, 2186 nucleotides. RefSeq names its product DEAD-box ATP-dependent RNA helicase 5. The transcript has 14 exons. Bases 24 to 1721 code for a protein of 565 amino acids. Gene Ontology annotation, cellular component: nucleolus. Gene Ontology annotation, biological process: rRNA processing. Lineage: Eukaryota; Viridiplantae; Streptophyta; Lycopodiopsida; Selaginellales; Selaginellaceae. The record is from RefSeq and is a predicted model, not a curated record. Gene Ontology annotation, molecular function: ATP binding; RNA binding; RNA helicase activity.
GAAUAUUUCGGCUAGGGUUUAGCAUGGGGAAGAAGCGCGCCAGCGAUCGCGCUGCUAGCGAUCGCGCGGCGGCGGAGGAUUGCGAUGGUGAUCGGUGUCGGAUUGAGAAUGCGGAGCUGCGGCAGAAGAAGAAGAGGAAGAAGAAAAUCGACGAUGACGGUGAGCCGGAAGGUGAGAAUGUAGUGGCUGAUGAGCCGAAAUUUGGCAAGAAGAAGAAGGAGAAGAAGAGGGAUCAUGCUGACAACGAAAAUGCGGCUAUCAAGGGAAAUUCUAACGGGAUCAGUGACGAAUUGUACGAGCCAAAAUCUGAAAAGAAGGAGAAAGACAAGGGAGAUCGUCAAAUCGAGGUCGAUGAUGCUGCUAGCAAGGAAAUUUGCAAUGGGAAGCCAAAGAAAGUGGAAGACUUGCUAGUCAGUCUGAAUGGACGAGAUAGCUCCAAUGCAAAGUUUCAAGCUCUCGAGUCCUUCUCGGCAGCCAAGCUCCCUGCUGACGUGAUGAAAUGCUGUAGCGGGUUUGAGAAGCCGUCUCCUAUACAAGCUCACUCGUGGCCGUUUCUUCUCGAUGGAAGAGAUCUGAUUGGAAUCGCAGCUACUGGCUCCGGCAAAACUUUAGCUUUUGGUGUUCCCGCUCUGGUUCAUAUCCUCAACCAUAAAAAGAAAGAAAAGAAGCAUUCAAAGGGAUCACGCUGCCUUGUUCUCUCUCCAACUCGAGAACUGGCCCAACAGAUUGCUGCCGUUCUUGAGGAAGCUGGAGCCAGCUGCGGCGUUAAAGUUGUAUGUCUUUAUGGAGGGAGUUCCAAAGGGCCACAGUAUUCUUCUUUGAGAUCUGGCUGUGAUAUCGUUGUUGCCACACCUGGUCGCUUGCAAGACUUCGUUGAUGAGGGCGUUUGCAAGCUUGAUCAAAUUACUUAUUUGGUUCUAGAUGAGGCUGACCGCAUGCUUGAUCUUGGCUUUGAGCCUGCUGUUCGAGCAAUUGUUAGUCAUAUACCCCAGGAAAGACAAACCAUAAUGUUUAGUGCAACCUGGCCAACUUCUGUACAAAAGCUUGCCCAGGAAUUCAUUCAGGACGCGAGUCCUGUGAAGAUUACUGUAGGAUCAGAAGAUUUAUCUGCUAAUCAUGACGUCACGCAGAUAGUUGAGGUGCUUGACGAUAAGUCUCGGGACAGACGCUUACAGGAAUUGCUUCGGCUAUACCAUAAAACAAAGAGGAAUCGAGUCCUGGUUUUUGUUCUGUACAAAAAGGAGGCGGUCCGAGUAGAAAACUUUCUCCAGAAACAAGGUUGGAAUGUGACGGGCAUACACGGCGACAAGUCUCAACAGGCACGAAAUCAAGCUCUUAGUGCGUUCAAGGACGGGUCACAUCCUUUACUGAUUGCCACGGAUGUGGCUGCGAGAGGACUCGACAUUCCAGACGUAGAGUUCGUGAUAAACUACAGCUUUCCUCUCACCACCGAGGACUAUGUGCACCGCAUUGGUCGCACAGGCAGAGCUGGAAAGAAAGGAACCGCGCACACUUUCUUCACCACUGCUGACAAGGCUCGCGCUGGGGAGCUUGUCAACAUUCUAAGAGAAGCUCGUCAGAUCGUCCCGGAGGAGCUGCUCAAAUUCGGCGCUCACGUUAAGAAGAAGGAAUCAAAAUUGUAUGGAGCUCACUUCAGAGAGCUCGCUGCCGAUGCGCCAAAGGCCCAAAAGAUUACUUUUGAUGUAUCAGACGAAGAGUAGAGGAUUUUUAAAAGAGCUAGCAUAUUCGCCUAGGGUUUAUCGGGCAUCCUAGGGUUCUUGUGGAGGCGCGAUGGCGAUGUCGACGUUCGUGAUGACGCUGGCGGCGAUCGGCGCCGCGUACGUGAUGAUGCGAGGCGACGUGGUGAAGUCCUCGGCGGUGCUGCGCAGGAAUCUCAAGCAAGUCAAGACAUGGCUGGAGGAGGAUCUCCCUCACGAAUCCUCCCAGGCUGCGAGGAGCAUUGACGUCAAGCCCAAGCACAUAGAAGAGCGGCCGAUUUCGUCCAUGCCAGUCGAUCCACAGCCGCAUUCUCACCAGCAGCCGCAGCCGCAGCAGCAAGCAAAUCCCCCAGAUCAACAGAAGCAACAGCAAAUGUGAGAGACCGAUUUUAGGGUUCUUCGCUAUCAACGGCUCAGAUAAUAAGAAUCACCGCCGUCCGCGUGUCCACGUGGACGACAUCACUGGCU